Messenger RNA from Odontomachus brunneus, 1445 nucleotides. RefSeq names its product syntaxin-5 (gene Syx5). Gene Ontology annotation, cellular component: SNARE complex; Golgi membrane; endomembrane system. The record is from RefSeq and is a predicted model, not a curated record. The transcript has 5 exons. Gene Ontology annotation, molecular function: SNARE binding; SNAP receptor activity. NCBI's taxonomy places the organism in Eukaryota, Metazoa, Arthropoda, Insecta, Hymenoptera, Formicidae. Gene Ontology annotation, biological process: endoplasmic reticulum to Golgi vesicle-mediated transport; vesicle fusion; intracellular protein transport. The coding region runs from base 1 to 1134 and encodes 377 amino acids.
AUGCGAGCACGCAGACGGAAUGUCCUAGGAUCCGAAGUAGAUCGCGAGUCUGUGACUACGAAUACGGAAAACAGCUCGCGACCGCAACAACGGCUACAUUGUCACGAUGACGAUGCGAGUAGCGAACUAUUGAGCGGGAUCGUCUCAGACAAAAAAUCGCAAAAUACUAGUACGACGACGACGACGAUGACGAUGACGUCCCGCGACAGGACUAACGAGUUCGUCAACGCGAUUCGCUCAAUGCAGAGCAGAUCCGCUGCGCGGACCGCUGCCGUCGGUGCGACAAUACAGAAUCCUCGCCGCGCGCGCCAGUUACAAAGCUACUCGAAUUUCAUGAUGACAGCCAAAAACAUAGGCAAAAACAUCGCCAGCACAUAUACCAAACUGGAAAAGCUUGCCCUAUUGGCCAAAAAGAAGUCCAUAUUCAAUGACAGACAAAUGGAGAUUGAAGAACUUACUAAUAUAAUAAAAACAGACCUGAAAAGCUUGAAUAUUCAAAUUGGAAAACUACAAGAGCUUGGAAAAUCCCAGAAAGAAGGCUUUGGAUAUUCUCAAAGUCAUCACAUUGCUUCACAUUCUUCUUCGAUCGUGAUGGCAUUGCAAUCAAAGCUAGCAAAUAUGUCUAAUAAUUUCAAAACUGUUUUAGAAGUUCGCUCUGAGAAUAUGAGAGAAGAGCAAAGCAGGAGACAGCAAUUUACUCAAGGAUCUCUAUCGACUAUGCUCCCUCCGAGUGUUGUUUCAGGAAGACAAGGUUCUCUGUUACUACAGGAAGAAACUAGUAAUGCAGUCGCGAUAAACUUGGAGCCAACAAUAAAUCAUCAAUUAAUACAACAAGCUAUACAAGAUGAUACUGAUGCCUAUGUCCAAUCACGAGCUGAAACUAUGCAGAACAUAGAAUCCACUAUAGUCGAAUUAGGUGGUAUUUUCCAGCAAUUAGCACAUAUGGUUCAAGAACAAGAAGAAAUGGUCGAAAGGAUAGAUAGCAAUAUAGAGGAUACCGAAUUGAAUGUGGAAGCUGCACACACUGAAAUUCUAAAGUACUUUCAGUCUGUGACGAACAAUAGGUGGCUAAUGAUAAAGAUAUUUGCAGUUCUGAUAUUUUUCUUUGUAUUUUUCGUAGUGUUCUUGGCAUAACACUUGCGAUAAUUAUUUAUAAUUAUUUCUAAUAUCAUUAUUUUUUACCAUCCAUAUCCACACUAUUUGUGAUAAUAAGAAACAGUUGCGAAACAAAACAAUUUUUACGAAGUUAUGACACGAACGUGUAAUGUAGGCUACACGAAAAGGAUUCCGUGCAUUCCUUAUCCCUUUUCCCUAUGAAUUGUGAAUAUUGUAACUACUAAUUAAAUGCGGCAUUACUUGUACAUCGCGUCUUGCUGAAAAUAUAAAAUGUAUAAAAAGGAGAUAUUUCUAUUAGAUAAAUGAGAAUAUAUAAUUUUUAUGUUGAA